GAGAGUUAGAGAGAGGCUCCUGGAGAGAGGAUGAGGGCUAAAGGACUUGUGGUGCUCUUGCUUGUAGCAAGUGUUUGCGCUGGGAGUUCACGAUUUGCCCGGGACACAACGCAACAAGACAAAUCUUCCGAUUCUGAGUCAUCUUUCAACAAUGCAGCAGAACUCAAACCUGCAGUUGCCGCAGCCAAUGGCUCUGGCCCCAUCCCCGGCCCCGCAAGCCGGCCCGCCAUGUCAUACCCACCGAUGUGUGUGAAGCAAACGGAAAUCAAGCAUGCCUUCAAGUAUGUGAACACGGUGAUAUCCUGCAUCAUCUUCGUAGUGGGGAUCAUUGGGAACUCCACCCUGUUGCGGAUCAUCUAUAAGAACAAGUGCAUGAGGAAUGGCCCCAAUGUCCUCAUCGGAUCCCUGGCCCUCGGGGACCUGCUCUACAUCCUCAUCGCCAUCCCCAUCAACGUCUUCAAGCUGCUGGCGGAGGACUGGCCGUUUGGCCUCUACAUCUGCAAGCUGAUGCCCUUCAUCCAGAAAGCCUCGGUGGGCAUCACAGUGCUCAGCCUGUGUGCCCUGAGCAUAGACAGGUAUCAUGCGGUGACGUCAUGGAGCCGUGUGAAAGGCAUGGGGGUGCCACUGUGGAAGGCAAUUGAGGUGACGCUGAUCUGGGUGGCCGCCGUAGUGCUGGCGGUGCCCGAAGCAUUGGCCUUCGACAUGAUGGAGAUGUCCUACCGCGGCGCCAAGCUGCGCAUCUGCCUCCUCCACCCGCAGCAGACCCAUCCCUUCAUGAAGUUCUACCAGGAAGUGAAGGACUGGUGGCUGUUUGGGUUCUACUUCUGCCUCCCUCUGUUGUGCACGGGCGUCUUCUACACCCUCAUGACCUGCGAGAUGCUGCGCCGCAAGAAGGGCAUGCGCAUCGCCCUCAACGACCACAUGAAACAGCGUCGUGAGGUGGCCAAGACUGUCUUCUGUCUGGUGGUGAUCUUCGCCCUCUGCUGGCUGCCUCUCCACCUGAGCCGCAUCCUCAAGAAGACCAUCUACGACCAGUCGGACCCCAACCGCUGUGAACUGCUGAGUUUCCUGCUGGUACUGGACUACAUUGGCAUCAACAUGGCCUCCCUAAACUCCUGCAUCAACCCUGUGGCACUCUACUUUGUCAGCCAGAAGUUUAAAAAUUGCUUUAAGUCCUGCCUGUGUUGCUGGUGCCAGAGGAAAUCCAGGAAUAUCUCGCCGACAGACGAGCGGGGAUCUGGCGUGCGCUGGAAGGGCUCGUGCCACGGCAACGGCCUCGACCGGACCAGCUCUCGAUCAAGCCAAAAGUACAGCUCUACCUAAGACAGCCGGACCAGGGAGGCGAGGCGAGAGAACAGCUUGGAGCUGAUCCGGACCAGGCACGUUUUGGUGGUUCUGGCUUCCUGUCCUCGCCUGACAAAUGUUCUAGCUUGGACCGGAACAAUGACACACCAUUUGUCCUUACUUUAUAUAUAUAUAUCUGGAUAUGACGUCAAAUCUGUGCUUGAGAGGAACACACCCUCUCAAGACAGCAAAGAAGAAAGGUUCCGGAGCAACCAGAGAGAACCAAACGAGAUGGGUCCGGCUGGUCUGGCUGUGGGAUCACUACAACAAAAGGAGUAUUUAUCCAUGUAGAAAGAAAGAAAACUAUUGUGUAUAAAACAACUAGUAUGUUUUUUUUAAUGAUGCAAGGACGAUUAACUCAGUGUUUGUUUUGGUUUCUGAGGCAUCCUGGGCAGAGGACCUUAAUGCUUUUUGUGGCUUAAUUGUAUUAGGGGCCACAGCAGUGAAGGACAAUGAAGAUAAUAGUUUCCCAGAAAAACAUCCAUUCCAAAGGGUAAGGGCAAGCAAAAGCUUUUCAGCCCUGACUCGAGGACUGCAGUCUUGUAAACCAAACCAAGGAGGGUUGGGAGGGCAAACAUUGCGCAGGACAAGGUGUUAUUUAAUGUUAUUCAUAUGCUGAUUAUGUAUUAUGUAUAGGGAUAUCUGGUAUAUAUUUUCUAUGUAAAUCAUUUGUAGCAAGCAAAUCUGAAAGGAGUGCCUUCCAUGUCAAUUUCAUAACAUUUUUUUGUGAAAUUUCCAUGAGGAAUACCACCCGAAUGGGUAUUUUUGAUGGACUUUCAGGAGCCGCUGCGUUUUCACAAUGCGAACUGCAGCACGCAGUAGAGAAACAGACCAAAAUGGACAAAGUGCGACAGCAAAGUGAACAUGUACAGUAGAGACUGUGAUGUAAACAGGUUGUAGUGUUUUUCAUAAUUGAACUAGUUCACUCUAUUUUCUUAAAAAGAAUCCUUAUUGAUGGUCUUAAUUUGUUUUCCAAUUUAAUCUUUAUUCUAAACGUAUGUCAAGUAUUAUUAACUCAAAGCUUUUCUACUGAGUAUUGAAUUUGUUGACCAGUAUAGUAUAUGGCAAUAAAGAUUAUUUUAUCACAUAAGGGGUUUCAAAUAGUUAAUAAUAUGAACCUGAAUGUCCCUUUUAAGCACAACAGAGCACAGAUUAUGAACAAAAUACCAGGAGGUCUCCAUCUACAUUUCAGUGUAAAACCCGGUCUUGUCAUUGGUUCAAAUUACAUGACACCAACAAUCACACACUCUCUUUGUUAAAGUUUUUUUUUAAAGGUUGGGCAUGUUAUCCAUAGUGAAGGAGUCUCACACUUAAUGGCCUGUGACCUGUUUUAAGCCAUGCAGACAAAACACAUGAGGUGUUAACAUUACUUUUGACAUCAAUGUAAACCACAGAAAUCACAUUCUUGUAAUGUGACCAAUCUGGCCACAACUUGAUACGAAUGUCGUUCUCAGAUCUUUAAGUGUGACACAAUCCUUUCAUAAUCUGACCAUUAGACAGUUUGUACAAACACUUCAUACUCUUCGUCAGUUUACCUUACCUUACCUUGUAUAGACAUCAAUUUUAUAACCAAAGUCGAUUGGUAAUUACGAUCUGAGGCAGCACUCGAGCGAAUUUGGUUUUCGUGGUUUAGGGAUUCACAAAUUCUGAGGUCGAGCUAAAUCAAAUCAAAUUCUACCUGUUGAAAGUCAUUAGCAUCAGUGGUGCAAUAGAACUGCUGCCUUUCUCUAGUAAACACAGAUGUCCUUGCAUUCUCGAGACAGUCAGGAUUAGAUCAGCCACCAUGAAAUCACAGGCAUUUCGUUUGCCGAUGCUUGCUGCUAGUGGCCUGAUACUGACGUGUAGCUCUGUGACAACAAGGCUGCACAAACAUGCACAAGGUAUAGAGGAUUCUCUGCAGCUGUAUAAGGUUUGAUAGCACUAUGCGCCACAGUAUUCCCCCAACCCAAGGCACCCAUACCAUAUGCUAAUGAGAACUCAGAUUCAAGUCCAGCCUGGGUCAUUUAUCCCAACCCUACCCCACCACUCUCUACCUCUCACUUUUGGGUCAUUCCUUCCCUUCACAGUCCUAAAACCUGACAGGGACCCUGAUGAUAGGGAGUUCCUGACAGACAUUUUUUGGAAAUAAAAUAUUCUCAUGUUGAAAUCAGAUAGCCUACGCUGCAAGUGGCCAGAGAAGGAGAAGAUCGCCAUCAGUGAGAUCUAACUGGCGCGAGGGGUCAACGAGGGAUUUCACAGCAAGCAACCAAAAAGAAAAAAGACCUUCAAGUGGCCACUCACGCAACUGAGGCUUCACAACCCUGCAAAUCAUGCGAGCCCUUCUGAAGAAGCAUUUGAAUUUGAUGCCAAGCCUUCUGGUGUUCCUUAA
This is a messenger RNA of Engraulis encrasicolus (European anchovy), 3712 nucleotides long. RefSeq names its product endothelin receptor type B-like. The record is from RefSeq and is a predicted model, not a curated record. The transcript has 7 exons. Lineage: Eukaryota; Metazoa; Chordata; Actinopteri; Clupeiformes; Engraulidae. Gene Ontology annotation, molecular function: endothelin receptor activity. Bases 31 to 1323 code for a protein of 430 amino acids. Gene Ontology annotation, cellular component: plasma membrane. Gene Ontology annotation, biological process: regulation of blood pressure; endothelin receptor signaling pathway; enteric nervous system development.